This is a messenger RNA of Paramecium sonneborni, 1241 nucleotides long. The record is from the annotation of a GenBank genome assembly. Lineage: Eukaryota; Ciliophora; Oligohymenophorea; Peniculida; Parameciidae.
AUGCAGCUGCCUACUUUGAAGGUAUUUGCCAAUACACAUCAUAAUAGGCUUAAGUUUCUAUUGCUGCACACUGGAGAGAUUUAAUUUAUUAAUCAGACAUUUUAAUAAUGUCUAACAAAAAACCAUUAAGUAGUGAAAAAAAAGAUGGUAUUAUAGCUUAAUUGAAAGGCGAAUUGUAUCAAUAUCAUCAAAGACAAAUAGAUUUUGGAAGUUUAAACAAUUAACUAUCUCGACUUGAAAAUGCCUAUUCCUUAGGUUAAGAGGAAUUAUAGAAGAUAUAAAAGGUUGGAAGAGCAUAAACUGAAGUUGAUUUGAAUGAAAUUAAACAACUAAGAAAGGAAUUAGAUUAUUUGCAAGAAUAAUUGCAUUAACGACUACCUAACAAUAAUCCUUAAUUGUUAGAAUUAGCACAAAUUAGAUAAAAUGAAUUAACCUUAUUAAAAAAGGAAAUUAAUGAAAUCAUGCAACAAAAAGAUUAACUAUAACAUGAAAGAUAAGAAUUAGAAACUACUAUGAAGGAUAUGAUUGAUGCAAAAAAUUCAUUAGAAAAAGAAAAUCAACUUUUAGAAAAAGAAUUUGAUAAACAUUACAAAUAAAAUAAAGAACUUGAGUAAACUAGAUAAGAUUUAGAAUUCGAAAUUUCAAAAAAAGAAAAAGUAGUUUUGUAAUAAAAAAAAAUGAUUGAUAUGUUAAAUAAAGAAUAAAGAUAAAAAGGAGAUUAUUUGUAAUAAAUGUAAAUGAAAUAAGAAAUAUAAUAAUAAUAAUCAGAGUAGCUUGAUGAUUAAUAUUAAUAAUUAAAUGAGAAUUUAGAAGCUGUGGUUAAGGAACAAAAACUUAUUAAUAAUUAAUUAAAUUAAUGCUAACAAGAAGCAAAAGAAACUCAUUUGGAGAACAUUAACUUAGAUAAAAAUAUCAAAGAAUUAGAAGGUGAUAUUGAUACUUUUUUUAAUCAUGUUGAUGAAGAGAAUUUAAAAAAAAUGAAUUUAGUUGAGGAUUAAAAAUUCUUAAAUGUAGAAAUGAAUAGAGCUUUAGAUUUGAUUAAUUAAUUAACAAGCAUUAAAUAGGAUGUAUAUUUUAAUUAAUUAAUAAAAUAGCUUUGUGAGGAAAUUCGUACUUUUAUCUCUGAAGAUGAAUAAAUAUCACACAUUGUUAAUAGAAAGAAUAAGCAAAUUAAAUUAAUAUAGUAUGCAGAAUAAUAAAUAGAAGAUUCUUAAUCUAAUAAUUUGAAUAAUAUCAUUUGA